Mytilus trossulus (common blue mussel) is the source of this 1119-nucleotide messenger RNA. RefSeq lists its product as uncharacterized. The annotation marks the transcript as partial. The transcript has a single exon. Lineage: Eukaryota; Metazoa; Mollusca; Bivalvia; Mytilida; Mytilidae. The record is from RefSeq and is a predicted model, not a curated record.
AUAGAUACUUCUUCUACAGCUACUUCUUCUACAGAUACUACUUCUACAUAUACUACUUCUACAGAUACUAUUUCAACAGAUACUUUUUCCACAUAUACUACUUCUACAGAUGCUACUUCUUUUACAGAUACUACUUCCACAGAUACUACUUAUACAGAUACUUCUUCUACAGAUACUUCGUCUACAGAUACUACUUCUACAAAUACUACUUCCACAUAUACAACUUCUACAGAUACUUCUUCUACAGAUACUACUUCAACAGAUACUACUUCUACAGAUACUACUUCCACUGAUACUACUACCACAUAUACUACUUCUACAUAUACUACUUCUACAGAUUAUUCUUCCACAUAUACUACUUCCAAAGAUACUACUUCAACAGAUACUUCUUCUACAGAUACUACUUCUACAAAUACUACUUCCAAAGAUACUACUUCCACAGAUGCUACUUCUACAGAUACUACUUCUACAAAUACUACUUCUACAAAUACUACUUCCACAAAUACUACUUCCACAGAUACUACUUCUACAGAUACUUCUUCCACAGAUACUACUUCCACAGAUACUACUUCCACAUAUACUACUUUCACAUAUACUACUUUCACAUAUACCACUUCCACAUAUACUCCUUCCACAGAUACUACUUCGACAGAUACUCCUUCCACAGAUACUACUUCGACAGAUACUCCUUACACAGAUAAUACUUCCACAGAUACUACUUCUACAGAUACUACUUCUACAUAUACUACUUCUACAGCUACUACUUCUACAGCUACGGUUAGGAAUUAUAAUACCUCCUUUUGGUAUUCUGCAAUCGCUCUUACCAAAAAUUCCAGCCAGACAUCCUGCCUGUAUUACCCUCCGAUUCAGCUGCCGGCCAUCCCAGAGAAUGAGACUGAGUUAUCUUUAUACCUACUGUUCUUAUCAAAUAGCAUGGACUCUAUGGGAAUGACGAGGCAGGUGGCUAAGGAAAGGUUAGAGACCCUCAGAAAAGAGGGUUCCAAACUUGAGCUUGAACGAAAGAAGAGGAGAGAAGUGGAGGUUAAAAACCGAAGAUUACGUACGGAGCUUGCAGACUUAAAAUGGAAGGACCAGCUGUUUAGAACUAUGGAACCUUAA